Molecule: messenger RNA, 636 nt
Organism: Tetrapisispora phaffii CBS 4417
Lineage: Eukaryota; Fungi; Ascomycota; Saccharomycetes; Saccharomycetales; Saccharomycetaceae
Gene: RHO3
Product: Rho family GTPase RHO3
Exons: 1
Coding region: 1-636 (211 amino acids)
Biological process (GO): small GTPase-mediated signal transduction
Molecular function (GO): GTPase activity; GTP binding
Source: RefSeq, a predicted model, not a curated record
AUGCUUUGUGGAACUAGUUCAUCGGCUACGAAGCCUAUAGAAAGGAAAAUUGUUAUCUUGGGUGAUGGUGCUUGUGGUAAGACUUCUUUAUUGAAUGUGUUCACUAGAGGUUAUUUCCCAAAAGUAUACGAACCAACAGUAUUUGAAAAUUACAUUCAUGAUAUUUUCGUGGAUGGGAAGCACAUCACAUUGUCAUUAUGGGAUACUGCAGGCCAAGAAGAAUUUGAUAGAUUAAGAUCAUUAUCAUACUCUGAUACUGACACUAUAAUGCUGUGUUUUAGUGUCGAUUCAAGAGAUUCUUUGGAAAAUGUGCAACACAAAUGGGUUGGUGAGAUAGCUGACAAUUGUGAAGAUGUAAAACUAGUAUUAGUUGCUUUAAAAUGUGAUCUAAGAAAUGAAGAACAUAAUGAUGAUCCGGAUGGAAAUAACAACAGACCAGAAGAGUUAAUUACUUAUGAUGAAGGUUUAGCUUUAGCCAAAAAGAUAGGUGCAUUACGUUAUUUGGAAUGCAGUGCCAAGCAAAAUAAAGGCGUCAACGAAGCAUUUACCGAAGCUACUCGUGUGGUAUUAACCACAGAUUCCAAAAGAAACGACAUUGAGGAAGAGAAAAGUGGUUUCGAUUGUUCUAUUAUGUAA